UGUGGUCAUUACAUUGUCGUCUAGCCGAUGUCACAUAAUUCUCAUCGUAUGGUCCCUUUCACGUAGUCGUUACCAUCCGAUCGUUAUCCUCCCGUCAUUGUCAUCUGGUCUGAGCAUAGAGUCCUUGGGUCCUGAUGGCUAAGCCGAGCCCGUGCCUAUCGAGGCGAGUCCGAGGGACCGAGCUCAUCGCUCUUCCGGCUUAUCUGGUUGAGGAGUCCGGUCUUGGACCCCAUCCCAAAUGUUCAAAAUCUGAGUCGUAUGCUUUGGAGGUGCUCCAGUUGUUAUCCCUUUCUGUGUCGGACAUAGAGCAGCCCCUAAAUGAGAUGUUGGACUCCUUGAUUGCUGUAGGUUUAGCAGUGGUUGGGUUGGAAGGCACAAAUUCCAGAGCAUUUGGUGACAGGACUGAGGUAGGGGCUAAGGGCAGGGAAGAAAGGCAAUCAGGAUCCAAAAUCUGGGCAGACAAUAGUGGUGUCUGUGUGGGGAAUGGCUGGGAUUAAUAUGGGAAUGAUGAAGGAGUUCUUUUGGUAUUUUUAAUAGCAGAAAAAGAGUGAGAUUAAGAGGAGAAAUGGAGGGAUAUGAAAUGGAAGAAAUAUCACGGAUGGAUAAAACCAAGUUGGUGUUAGGAGAUAUUACACACUCUUAUCCUAACUUGGGGUUUGAAUCUAGAAUUCAAUUAAGAUAUUACACACUUAAUCAAAUAUCUAGAACCUA
Messenger RNA from Cuscuta campestris, 711 nucleotides. Lineage: Eukaryota; Viridiplantae; Streptophyta; Magnoliopsida; Solanales; Convolvulaceae. The record is from the annotation of a GenBank genome assembly.